CCUCCUCCGCAGUCCUCAGGUGAGGAGACGGAGGUAAGGAGGCUAGAGAAGGGAGGGGAAGGACCAGAAGGCGUGCGCUGGUUGGGGAGGUGUCCAGCCGUGGUGCCGCCUCCAUUUCGGCCCCGCCCUCGUAAUAGAAUCUGGUCGGGAAGGGUGGGGGCCUGAAUGACAGGUCAGUCCUAGCGCCCUUGUCUAGAGGUGAGGGUCACUGGGGAGUGAUCGCUGCCUGCCCGUUCCUCCCUCCUAGUCCUCUGUCAUUACUCUUUCCCGACUCAGCAUCAAACUUCAGCUCAACGUGUUCCACCUCCUUCCUUCUCCCGACCCUUUUGGCAGCUCCUCUCCCCUAUCCCCGCCUCCUCGGCUAUCCUCCGCCUCCCUCCCGCCCGCCCUCUCCACCCCCCAGCCACCGCCUCCUCCUUCCCUCUCUCCCUCCCCCUUCCCCAUGCGCCUCCACCUCGUUUCCUCUUUUCUCUCCGCCGGUUUCCUUUUGUUUUCCUCGGUGGCGAUGAGCGCAGAGUUGAAGCGGUGGCUAGAGUGAGAGAGGGGCCAGCGCUGCUAGCCUGCUAGCUGGGCGCUCUGCGGACGCCUUCUCCACGUCGUCGCUCGCAGCCCCAGGAGAAGAGUCCCAGUGCCGCGGUCAGGCAUUGGGAGCGGGAGGCGGAGCAGGAACGAGAGCCACAACUUGGGGGACCUGCUGCCUAUUGAAAUUGUUCAUACUGGGCAACUACCUCAUUCCAUUGAGCUAAAAGAGUCAUCGUUAUCAUUGUCAUCUUCCUCAUCACCAUAAUCAUCAUCGCUCACAACUGUAAAACCAACCACAAAGCACUUUUCUUGAAACCAUCUUGUGAGGGGCAUGGUCUAGCAGCCUGGUGCUAGGACUUGGAGUCUAGAAGCCCAGAAAUUCUCAUCUCAAUUCUGAUUCUGAAUUCUGCUGGCCUUGGGUUUUGCAUUAUCUAGGAGGACAGAAUGGGGAAGCAAAAUAGCAAACUCCGGCCUGAGGUGCUCCAGGAUCUCCGGGAGAACACUGAAUUCACAGAUCAUGAGCUGCAAGAGUGGUACAAAGGGUUUCUAAAGGACUGUCCUACUGGCCACUUGACUGUCGAUGAGUUUAAAAAGAUAUACGCCAAUUUCUUCCCCUAUGGUGAUGCAUCGAAGUUCGCAGAACAUGUCUUCCGCACCUUUGACACAAAUGGUGAUGGGACUAUUGACUUCAGGGAAUUCAUCAUUGCUCUGAGUGUUACCUCUCGGGGAAAGCUGGAACAGAAACUGAAGUGGGCAUUUAGCAUGUAUGACCUUGAUGGCAAUGGCUAUAUAAGUCGUGGGGAGAUGCUCGAAAUUGUACAGGCCAUAUACAAAAUGGUAUCCUCAGUAAUGAAAAUGCCUGAAGAUGAGUCCACUCCUGAGAAGCGAACAGACAAAAUUUUCCGGCAGAUGGACACAAACAAUGAUGGCAAACUGUCCCUGGAAGAAUUCAUUAAAGGUGCCAAGAGUGAUCCUUCCAUUGUCCGGUUGUUACAGUGUGACCCAAGCAGUGCAAGUCAGUUCUAACUCCACCCACAUCUGGACAGUUGCAAAGAACCACUGGCUUGUCGUUCCAGCUUUGCUUACAGAAAUGGAUGCCUUCUCAAACCAUUCCUCGGCUGUUCUCGGAUAAGGUCCCUUGGUUCGGUGGUUUCCCUCCAUGCAGCAGCAUGGCCAGUCACAACUCUCCAUCAUCCACGCCAGGACCAAAGUCCUUUGGCCAUCCAAAUUUAUUUUUUGUUUUUUCCUUCUGUUAUCCUGAUUCCUUUACAGAGCCCUAGUAUCACUUAGAGAUAUGUUCCAUGAAGACAGCAAGGGGGCUUAGGCCCUGGGGGCGGGGGGUAUCUCCCUUUGCUUAGGGAAGGAAUCUGUAUGAAUAUACCCUAAUAACUACGAGAAGAGCCGAGAUAGAACUUUAUAAAAUAGAGCCAAGGUUAGCUAAUUUAUUUUGCUUUGAAAAUGACUAUUUGAAGAGUUGGGAGCUAAAAGCAGACAGAAUGAACCCUUUCCUGUGCAUGAUUUUAUUCUUUUUCUUUUUUGUUGGGGAAAAAAAUGGCUUGUACUUAUCCGAUGAUGGUCUUCACUUUCUUUUAACAUAUAAAUUAUAUAUAUAUAUAUAUGGUAAAGUACAAUUUCAUGAUAAGAUCACCUAUUUAAUGCAUCUGAUAGCUUUUCCAGCUUUCUUUCCCUUAGUGGCCUGUGAUUAACCCAAUGCUGAUUGUUUUGUGGUAUUUAUGCAUCCUCAACUUGCCGUCUUUCAGAAGAAAUGCAUGUUUAGCCGUUACUGUGGAUAUUCCACUGUCUAAUACCUGAAUGCACAUAUUUUGUUCAAGGUUCAUUUUUACUGUUGGUUGGUCCAGCGUGUCCUGUAUUAAAAUCAUGAAAUAAAAGGAAUGAUCUGCAGCUUGCAUUUGUCCAUCAAAGUUGCCCUGGGGCAUGUGGCAUCCAGUUGUCACCCUCCCGUGAGGGGCAGUUACUCUACUCACCUGUUGUUUAUAAACAUUGCUCUUCCCUUGUCCCUUGCACUGUCACUGUGUUGAUCAAUCUUAUGCAUUCCAGUGUUAUUUAAUAUCUGCCUAAUGCCAAGAGAUAUUAAUUGAAAUAAAACAAUGACUUUUCUUGUCA
Monodelphis domestica (gray short-tailed opossum) is the source of this 2646-nucleotide messenger RNA. It is a transcript of the gene HPCAL1, whose product is annotated as hippocalcin like 1. Gene Ontology annotation, molecular function: calcium ion binding. Lineage: Eukaryota; Metazoa; Chordata; Mammalia; Didelphimorphia; Didelphidae. The record is from RefSeq and is a predicted model, not a curated record.